AUCUAUCCGGAACGCUGUUUCUGCGAACAAAAUAGACGAAAACUAAUUUCCUCCUAGCAGAGACGGAGGGGGUAUGUGUUUCCCAAGGAUGAUGCUCUUGCAAGUGAUCAUCAUGACGUGGGUCAUUGGUGUCAUAUUAAUAUCACAGAUGGCAGCUUCUGCAGCAGUAGCAGCAGCUCCAAUGGCAAAGCCUAACUGCCCCGACCGGUGUGGAGAUGUUGAAAUUCCAUAUCCUUUUGGCACUUCUAAAGGGUGCUAUCUCGAUCAAAAUUACUUCAUCAACUGCACAAACGAUUCCUCCGGCAAAACCCGUCGGCCAAUGUAUGAAAAUGUCUUUCUUCUGAACAUUUCCCUCGAAGGUCAUUUUGAGUUCUCAGGGUACCCUGCAUCUGAAUGUUACAACAAGUCGGGUACCCUUAUGGAUGAAAUGUUUUACUUUGUAACUACCUUCGGUUCAAUUUCUUACACCCAAAACGUUUUCGUGGCCGUUGGUUGUGACACUAUUGCUUACCUUAAUGCUACCCAGAACGACGGAACCUUCUCCAUGGGCUGCAUGUCUGUUUGUCAAGACACUAACGAUGUGGCCAAUGGAUCUUGUUCUGGAAUUGGGUGUUGCCAGGUAGAGAUUCCAAAAGGAUUGAGGAAUUUUAGCUUCCAAGCAAGGAGCUUUUCUCGGCACAAAGGAGUAUGGAAGUUCAAUCCGUGCAGCUAUGCUUUCGUUGUUAAAAAAGAUACGUUUCGUUUCUCCACCAAAUAUCUUCACGGUCUAGACAUGGACGAUUCGACCUUUCCAAUCAUGGUCAUGGAUUGGGGAAUCCGAGAUGAAACAUGUGAAUUCGCUCGCGCAAAGUCGGACAUCCUAUGCGGAGAGAAUAGCACAUGUUAUGAUCCUGACAAUGGGUAUGGGUACCGUUGCAGAUGCAAUCCCGGUUACGGUGGAAACCCAUACCUCCCCGAUGGUUGUCAAGAUAUUAACGAGUGCCAAAGUGGUAAUAAUUGCAUGCAUCCAGAACUCUGUAAAAACACAAUGGGGAACUAUACAUGCUCUUGCACCAAAUGGUACCGAGGAGACGGAAGAAAGGAUGGAACCGGUUGUGAUGUGAAUCUCCCACUGCUGAUUAAGAUGGUUGUUGGUAUCGGCACAGCCCUCUUAAUGCUACUAGUUGGAUGCUUUGGGGUAUAUUGGGGACUAAAAAGAAGAAACCUCAUUAAGCUCAAAGGCAAAUUCUUCCAACAAAAUGGUGGCCUAAUGUUACAACAACGACUCUCUAACCACCAAGGAUCGAUGGAACCAGUUAGAAUCUUCAAUGCAAAAGAACUUGAGAAGGCCACUAAUAAUUAUGAUAAGAGUAGAAUCCUCGGCCAAGGAGGCAAUGGAACGGUUUAUCGAGGAGUAUUAAUCGAGAAUAUAGUGGUUGCUAUUAAAAGGUCCAAAAUUGCUGAUCAAAAUCAGAUUGAACAGUUCAUAAACGAAGUGAUUGUGCUUACUCAAACAAACCAUAGGAAUGUGGUUAAACUACUGGGUUGUUGUUUGGAAACAGAGGUGCCCUUACUAGUUUAUGAAUUUAUCACUAAUGGGACACUUUCUGAUCAUCUACAUGAUAAAAACAAGUCAUCUUUGCUCUCAUGGGAAAAACGUUUGAAGAUAGCAACAGAAGCUGCAGGAGCCCUUGCAUACCUACAUUUUGAAACUUCCAUACCAAUUAUUCACAGAGAUGUGAAAACUGCAAAUAUACUUUUAGACGAUAAUCAUACAGCAAAGGUUGCUGACUUUGGAGCUUCAAGACUAAUUCCUCUUGAUCACACGCGAUUAACAACAUUAGUACAAGGAACAUUUGGGUACUUGGACCCUGAAUAUUUGUGUAGUGGUCAAUUAACAGAAAAAAGUGAUGUCUAUAGCUUUGGCGUUGUUUUGGCAGAAUUACUGACAGGUGAGAAGGCAAUUUCUUUAGACAGGGCAGAAAGUGAGAAAAAUCUAUCAACAUAUUUUAUUUCUGCUCUAAAAGAUGGUCGCCUACUAGAGAUUAUUGAAGGCAACAUUAUCAAGGAGGGUAAUGUUGAAGAGGUAAAGGAAGUUUCUUGUAUUGCCAAAAGGUGCUUAAGCAUAAAAGGAGAGGAUAGGCCUACUAUGAAGGUUGUGGCAAUGGAGCUAGAGGGAUUGAGAAUUAUGGAAAAGCACUCACAUGGGAAAUCAGAUCUCUACAGAGAACAAACUGAGUGUUCACUUAAUGCAAUUACAAGUUAUUUGAGUCUUGAUGAUGGCAUUGCCAAUCCUUCAACUAGUACCACCAUUGAUAGCAUGGGAGAUCAAGUUCCGAAAUCAACGAUUGUUUGUAGAUAAUUCCUCAGUCCUGAAGACAACCUCUUUCUCCACCCAGCAUCAUGGCUCUUCCAUCGCUACCCACCAUCGACGACUUCCACCAAAUCCUCUUCUGUCCUUAAGUCCACAUUAUGCAGUGCUUCCUUGCUCUCGCUAGAAUUAUCUCUCACAGCCACCAUUGUCCUCCAAUCCUAUGACUUUCUUUCUCCCUUUUUCUCUCACACCUUCUUUACCAUCUUUUUCUUCUCACUCACCUUUUAUAGACUCUCAUGAGAGUUUAGGCAAGUGUCCAAUGUGGUCUUCGCUUUUGUGAGAGCUUGUUCUUCUGUAUUUAAUUUUUUAUGCAUUUAUAUGUAAAAAAUACUUGUAGUAUCUUAAUGUUUGAGUGCUUGUAAUAAAGUUGUGUUUCUUUUUCACUUUUUA
Messenger RNA from Carya illinoinensis, 2743 nucleotides. Its product is annotated as wall-associated receptor kinase 2-like. Gene Ontology annotation, molecular function: polysaccharide binding; protein serine/threonine kinase activity; ATP binding. Lineage: Eukaryota; Viridiplantae; Streptophyta; Magnoliopsida; Fagales; Juglandaceae. The record is from RefSeq and is a predicted model, not a curated record. Gene Ontology annotation, cellular component: plasma membrane. The transcript has 3 exons. Bases 74 to 2341 code for a protein of 755 amino acids. Gene Ontology annotation, biological process: protein phosphorylation; cell surface receptor signaling pathway.